Trichomonas vaginalis G3 is the source of this 591-nucleotide messenger RNA. RefSeq names its product protein ubiquitination. The transcript has a single exon. NCBI's taxonomy places the organism in Eukaryota, Parabasalia, Trichomonadida, Trichomonadidae. The coding region runs from base 1 to 591 and encodes 196 amino acids. The record is from RefSeq and is a predicted model, not a curated record.
AUGUCUGAUCAAGACAGUAAUCAGAGCAAAUACAGUAAACUGCGAAGUGUCUACAAAUACUACAUUGAUUCGUAUGAUGCGUUAUAUCAGCUGAAAACGGAAAAAGAAGAAGAUUUAAACUCGAUUUACAAAAUGAUCAAAACGAAUUUGAUUGAUUCAAAGAAGCGUCUUCCCCAAAUUAUAAUAAAAGAUAUUUUGGGUAUCGUUCCGUAUAAUAAUCGCUAUACAAAGUCAUAUUUAUAUCUUGCAAAACUCGUAUCAGAUGAUUAUCAAAUCAAAGAGGUCUGUAAUGUUGAAUAUGUUUCAAACUUUUUGUUUUACAAAGAAUAUGGCAUUAAAUUAGACAAGUCUGUUAAUUUCGAAAAAAUUAAAUCAGAAAAUCUCGACAUUCUUAAAGAAAAUACAAUUUACAAAGCAAUUAUGAAUAAUGACUUAGAAGUAUUCAUUUCAUUCACUGAAAGAGAAGGAUUUGCUGUAAAUCAAACACUUAGAAGUAGUUUAUAUCCAUAUUCUUACUAUGGAUAUUCAUUACUUGAAUUAUGUUGUUUGUUUCAAGUUCUUAAGGGUGCACCCGUAUGUACGUUUAUUUGA